GCGAAGAAUUUCAUCUUCAGAACUGAGAGUCAGUGUCACGGAAGUCUGCUGGAAAGUAAACUAAAAUGUGGUACAACGAAUACGCAUCUUUAUGUUUGGUUGCGCUUGUUCUGGGACAAGCUACAGCUCUGCCACAGCAUCCUCAGUACACUCAGCAAUAUCCGCAAGAAUACCAGCAGCAGCAAAUCAGAGAGGAUAGAAAAUUCGCUGAGAAACCAAACGCGAUGAAAAAAGUGGCGAUCGAUGAUCUCGAAGACAUUAACACUAAUCAAAUUCAAGAAGGUAGUAGUAGCGGUUUCUCGUGGUCCAAUAUGCUGGGUAUGUUGAUGCAGAUGUUAUUAGGUCAGACCGGUGCUACGACUGGACCCAGUAAAAACGAGAUAGAUGAUGGUGCGACUACGAGUCCGUGGACCAACUUGCUCUCUGUAGGUUUUAGAGUUCUCACGGCACUGUUGGGUGGACCUCAGCAGCCGGUAGAUGGUAUCGAUAAAGUGGACAAUCAAAGUAGUAGUCCUAUGCAGGCAAUUUUGGCUGCGGUGCUGGGCGCGUUUCUAGGACAGGGCAGAGACCCCGAACAAAUUGCAGUAAUGGCGAAAAAUGCUUCCGAGUUCAUCAGCAUAGUUAUCAAUCUGCUGGACGCUCUGAAGACAUCGUUCUCUCAUCGUUCCCUAACAGCUCGUUCACUCGGGAGACGCGACACCAUCUCUGAAGCUGCGAUAGCGUCAAUUUCUAUGCUAAAGGGCUACAUGAGAUCUGUCAAGUCCUUUAGCUACGUAGGACGUGCCGAGGAGGAAGGUCAACGCGGAUGCGCCGAAAGAGCUCUUUGCGAGGCCAGCGCAGAGUGUAUCGCUGACACGCAAGGUCCAUCUUCAAUCUUCUGCCAACUUGGAUCAUAUGCGACAAGCUAUCUCCUGCAGAAACAGAGCGGCAUUGGUUUCGAGGCUCUUUAUGAGGCAGGACGACGCGGUCGCACAGGCGAAGAUUGCAGAACUCUCUUCAUGGAUUGCAAUGCCGUAUGAGCGUGUUCAUAUUGCAGCGUUUCAUCAAGCGUGAUUUAGAUUCUGCGGGAUUUUGAAAUCUCUUUCUCGAUCGAAUUUUUAAUCGGAAGCCUUCCCGAUCGUACAUUACAAUCAUACAUUUCUCCUCGAUGAUAGAAAUGUCACUCUAUUGAUUUACAUAACAGGCAACCAAACAACAUCAAAAGUCUUAAAGUUAUUUAGAGAUGUUUUAAAAGUUGAAACUUUUUCUUUAGAAAGUUUUUUAGAGUUUUCGGACAUUCAAAAAUUGUUUAUAUAUUAGGUACUCGAACCUAACCGACGCAUUUCAAUAAGAUUUCGGUUUGCACCAAAUUAGAAUAGAAGUUUAAUCGCGCGAUGUGACCGCGCGCGCGCAAAUACUUAAGAAGCACAUCGAACAGAGAUUCGCAUGGAAUCUUACCAGCUCGACAGCUCACGACUGAUCAUUUUUUUCGAGCAGCGAAUUCGACGCGUGUACGCGCUAAAUGGUACAAUUUCGUAAUUUCGACGAGUCUGUGACUUUAAUAUCGUGAAUCAAGCAUUUGAUCUUCUCUUGCAAAAGAUGAGAUCAAACUUUUGAUAAUCUACUCUAACUAAUAAAAUCUUUCAAUAAAAUUUUUUCUAUCUAAAAUAGAAUUUUUUGGGGAUCGCCUGUCUAUCAUGUUUUCAAGUCCUCUUUUGUAUCGAUAAUCAAGUUUUGCCAUGCGCCAAUUAAAUAAUUAUAUGUUUAUUUCUAUUUAUUAAACGUAUUAUAUGUAUUACUAGAUUGUAUAGUGUCUUUGUUUGAGAGAUUUCAUGCAAUUUCCGUUAUUUUGAUAAUAGAAUGAUUAUAAUGUACAACAAACAGCGGAUUGUCGGUAUCUUUCAAAUUGAUAGUAUACAAGAUUUAUUCGACAUUUGAGAUGUGAUGCAUUUUUCUUUAAAAUAUGAUAUAGUUGAUAAAAAAUGUUGAUCGAAUAGUUGUCGUAAGUAAUACAAUUCUAUCGCGAAUUCAAUUUUCGAUGUUAUAAGUACGGAAAAAAGAAUUUUAUGCCAGUGUUGUCAUUUCUAUAUUUCUAUAGCCUCGAAAGUUUAAUUCACGAAAAUUAUACUUCCACCGACACGCCUCAAUUGUUUACAUACCGUAUAUAUUUAACGUUUUAUGUACGGUAUUUAUAUAUAAAAUAUUAUAUCAAUUAAAUAAAAUUUUACGAAACAAAGAGAGAGAAAGAGGGAAGAAGAUGCGCUUAGAACUGUUGGAGAAAGAGGAUCGGUAAAUUUGAUGUGUUUGAUGAGCUUCGUUCAAAUAUUGCUAUCGUUUGCUAGAAAAAGAGAUUAACUUUGCGCAAUAUUAUUUGAAUCAGCAAUAAAUUUAAGUACUAUUUUAUUUUUCUAGU
Camponotus floridanus (Florida carpenter ant) is the source of this 2392-nucleotide messenger RNA. RefSeq lists its product as uncharacterized. NCBI's taxonomy places the organism in Eukaryota, Metazoa, Arthropoda, Insecta, Hymenoptera, Formicidae. The coding region runs from base 66 to 1019 and encodes 317 amino acids. The record is from RefSeq and is a predicted model, not a curated record. The transcript is spliced from 7 exons.